CAUUCUCAUUCCCAGCUCUGGAAGUGUGGAAGGAGGAGGAUAGGGCUAGAAAAAUACGUUUAAAGAGAAGACUGGAGAUCUAGAGAUUGGAGAAAAGGGAGCCUCGGAUCACUGAGCGUCUAGCAACUGUAGUUUUUUUCUCCUUAUCCCCUUCUCUCCUACCCCCUCCAUCUCCACUGGACUGGAUAGACUCCUAAUUUGGGAUUUGUUUGAAAGCGGGGACAGCUAACUUUUCCUUGCUUGGGAAAGGGAACUCCCGCUGCUCCCUCUCUCUCUCUCUAGCAUUAUAAACACUCAUAUUUUCAAAAACGCCUCUCAAAAUGUCUGAUUCCUCUGUCAACGCUCACUUGGAAGGGAUCAUAUCAGACUUUGAAGCACUAAAGCGGUCAUUUGAGGUGGAGGAGAGUGAUUCUUCACACAGCACUUCCCUUAUUCGGCGGUCUUCAAAUCCUGUCCGCUCCUCUUCCUCCUCCUCCACAUCCAGCCAACGGAGCUACGACACAGCAUCUCGAAACUCAGAUUACUCCAACAGAUCAUCUCCUUCUGAGUCCUCCAAUCUGCGCUCUCCAAAAACAGGCAUGAAGCGCAUGGAGUUUACUGGUGGUCGCAACCAUGACACAGUCUCCUCUAGACGCACAGAGAUGUCCAUUGAAGUCUCCUCCAAACAGAUUGACAACUCACCCAGUGCUGGCAUAGCGCGCUUUGGGCUUAAGCGGCCGGAGGUGAGCCUGAGUAGUCGGAUUAACCCUGCGGACAGUUCCCUUUCCAACUCUUCGUCCAGGAGGGGUGACAUAAACGCAACACGGCCUCAGGAGCCCCCUGCACCACCCAGAAGGAUGGACUCACACUUGUCUUCUGGUGCCCCUUCAAGGAUCCCUCGUGCAGAGUCCCAGAGCCCUGUGGUCAGUCCAGUGGAGACCUCCUUCAAAAGGCCAGAGCUGCCCGUCUUCAAACAGAGUGAUGAUGUGUUAGAGAACAACAACAACAACCACCACCCUCCUGCCCCCACUGUUCCACUGCCCUCUCUGGUCGACUCUCGAGGAGACAGGGUACAUUCACCUGUCUCUGAGCCACCGCCUGUCAGAUCCAUUGAAAGUAAGUAAGCUCCAUAUUUUUCU
Boleophthalmus pectinirostris (great blue-spotted mudskipper) is the source of this 1118-nucleotide messenger RNA. Its product is annotated as septin-9-like. The coding region runs from base 321 to 1103 and encodes 260 amino acids. The record is from RefSeq and is a predicted model, not a curated record. Lineage: Eukaryota; Metazoa; Chordata; Actinopteri; Gobiiformes; Gobiidae. The transcript has 2 exons.